Messenger RNA from Racocetra persica, 239 nucleotides. NCBI's taxonomy places the organism in Eukaryota, Fungi, Glomeromycota, Glomeromycetes, Diversisporales, Gigasporaceae. The record is from the annotation of a GenBank genome assembly.
AAUCUCAACUUUCUAAAAAAACAUUGAAUGAAAUAAAGAGUAAUAUUUUAGAUAAUGAUGACUAUAUUGAUAGUAGUGAUGAUAUAGAUGAAUUUAUAGUAAAUUUAAAUCCAAUUUCUGAAAAAUUAAUAGAUGAUAUUCAUGUAUUUGAUGUAAAUAGUGAGGAAAUCAUUCCAGCACUUAAAAAUAUAUUUGAUUCUAAGGCUGUUGAAAAAUCGUUAAAUUUUUACAUUAAUUAA